This is a messenger RNA of Cuscuta europaea, 1557 nucleotides long. The record is from the annotation of a GenBank genome assembly. Lineage: Eukaryota; Viridiplantae; Streptophyta; Magnoliopsida; Solanales; Convolvulaceae.
AAGGGAAAGAUAAAAAAAAAUAAAGCCCGAGGAAGUACCAAUUCUUCCGAUCUACAUCUUUCUCUACCGCCCGGCGCCCGCUGUAUUGCUCUCUCCGUUUUGCUCCUCUCCUUGGAUGCAGCCUGCACCACGCCGUUCGUCUGAUAUCCUGACCAACCGAGGGAGGAGUCAGGAGUCAGUGUGGCGUGUGGUGAUACGUUGCAGCUGUUUGUGGUGUUAAUAGAUGCGAAAGUUUUGAAAAUGAGACCCGAAAGUCGAAGCCAAAGCAGGAGCAUGAGCCGGAGUCGGAGUCGAAGCAGAAGCCCAGUGGAUCACAAGGACCGUAGCCAGCGGAUUUCCUACCAUGAUGCACCAUAUAGAAGGGAUGCACGUCGGAGUUUCAGCCAGAGCGGUCUGUGCAAAAAUUGUAGAAGGCCUGGUCAUUAUGCAAGAGAGUGUCCUAAUGCGGGAGUAUGCCACAAUUGUUCCCUUCCUGGGCAUAUUGCAUCAGAAUGCAACACAAAAUCUCUAUGUUGGAACUGUCGGGAACCGGGGCACAUGGCUGGGAACUGCCCAAAUGAAGGAGUUUGCCACACUUGCGGGAAAACGGGACACCGUGCAAAAGACUGCACUUCCCAAUCCCUGCCACCAGGUGAUCUGAGACUCUGCCACAAUUGCUUUAAGCAAGGCCACUUUGCAGCCGACUGCACAAACGAGAAGGCUUGCAAGAACUGUCGGGAGACUGGACACCUGGCAGUUGACUGCCCGAACGACCCCGUCUGUAAUUCGUGUAACGUGUCCGGGCAUGUCGCCCGAGAUUGCACGAAACCUGGUAUUACCGAGGAGCGGGGCCUGCGGCCUCGUGCUAUUUCUGCUGCUGCUGGGUAUAGGGAUGCUGGGGUUCGGGAUAUGGUGUGUAGGAUCUGCUCACAGUAUGGACAUAUGAGCCAGGAUUGCAUGAGGAUGGUGCUCUGUCAGAACUGUGGCGGGAGGGGGCAUAUGGCAUAUGAAUGUCCAUCUGCAAGGUUCAUAGACCGCUUCCCCCGCAGGGACCAAAGCCCCGCCGGUCUCCUCCUGUCUACACCCCUGGACCCAACGUUCUACUUCCAAACAAUUACGACAAUUCAUGUGAUUGGAACAUAAAUGAUGUUUACAUAUUGUUGUUCUAAAAGUUUGGUGGAGAUGGUUUAAAUAAAGAGGAGCAUUAAGGUGUAAAAUAAGAGUUACUCUUAGUUGUCCAAAUUGUCAAUCUAAUUAAUACAUAAUAACCUUUAUCUAAUUCAUUUUUCUAAUAGACAUGUGAUAUUUUCUUGAAUAAAAGAAAAAAAUGAAUCAGAUAAGGUUCAUAAUGCGUCAGAUUGACUUCUUGGACGACCGAAAAUUAAUUUUUAUUUUACACUUUAAAACCUUUUUUAAUUUGAUCCACUCCAAAAAGUCAUCUACGGUGUUUUGGAUUUGUGUUAAUUGUCCGUGUUGGCGCUGCGUUAUAAUUGUACAUUUGACCAUUAGUACUUAUUAAUUUGCAUUGUGACAUUAUCUCAUUUUAAGGUUUUACAAUUUAAUUUGAUCAUUGUAUUA